CUGAAGUUACAGAACCUAUGAUUUUCGGCCGCUUUCGAGUCGUCAUGGCCUUUUCACAGCGGUUCGCAUUUGAAGCUGCGCAGGCAGCAAAGUUUUCCGUACACCUGGCUUUGACUACCAGUGCGACCCACACCACUAGUCCGCCGAGCGCCAUGUUCGGAAUCCUAUAAAAGCAACGGGGAUGUGCGCGCCCCCCUGUGUUCAGUACCACCUCGUACUAUCCCAAGUUCUCAAGCGCACGAGACGACACUUGCCAACAUGCUCGGCCUCAGGAACAUCGCCGUCUUCGUGCUCGCCGCGGUCUCCGCCGUGUCGGCUGCCCCGGUCGCCACGCGCGAAAACACUGUGGAGGUUGAACUCGAAAAGAGGUUGUCUCUUCCCAUCUUCCCUUGGGAGAUCCCCGGCGCUCAGGCCGUUGGUGUGAAGAAGAUGAUUGUGUUUGGAGACUCCUUGUCUGACAACGGAAACACCGCCAAGUUUAUGGACGCGAAUGGCGCAAACCCUCCCUUCCCGCGCGAUGUCUACCCCGAAGGACGCUACACGAACGGUCUCGUCUGGUCCGAUUACAUUUCCCAGACACUCAAAGCGUCCGUUGACAACUACGCGUACGGGGGUUCCACCACGUCGGCCGCCAACGAGCCUGGUGCCGACACGAACGGUUAUAUUGACUACCGCCUCCCGGGCCUCAUCGAGCAGGUCAACCAGUUCGCAUCGGCCGGCCAGCCCUUCGACGCCUCCACGACUUUGUUCAGCGUUUGGUCCGGUGCCAACGACUACUGGAGCAAGAAUGCCAACGUCUCCCUCUUCACCCCGAAGGUGGUGGUCGGCAACAUUGUGGCCUCCGUCAACACCCUCAUCAAAUCCGGGGCGAAAAACAUUGUGGUGUUCAACCUGCCCCCAGGCCAGAGUCAGAUCCCAUGGGUCCAGCACAACCUUAUCCUCGCCGGCGAGCUGAUCAAGCUCGCGGUUCUGAACCCCUCUGUCAAGCUCGUGGCCAUUUCUAUGGAGAUCGAGUUCGCAUACAUCGUGCUCAACCGCAAAAAGUGGGGCUUCAAAAUGCCUAUCGGCGACGUGCUCAAGACAUGUGUCUCGCGGGUGAACCCUACCGCUCCCCGCGUUGCUUGCCCCAACCCCGCGGAUUUCCUCCUGUACGACUCCCACCCUACGACAAAGACGCACCAAGUCAUUGCUGACCGUGUGCUCAAGCAGCUGGUCAACCAUAACAUUGUCCCCGCUGCCAACUAGAAAAUUUACAUAGAAUCGUCAUAGGGCCGGUCCCUGACUGAAUCUUCCUACGAUAGAUGGAGACUCUGGCCACGAGUGCGAAGUAGACUCUCUCUAGAUAGAGUGUUACCGAAGAGUCAAUAUACCUUUAUCACUGCAAUAGAUGCUGCAUAAUCAGCCGUCGUUAUGAUCAGUAAAGCAGAUUUUCGCUGACGGGCGUGACUAGGGUAACUCGUGCUAAAUGUGGGUAGCUCACUUCAAGAAUAAGACUUUUUUACAGCCAAAUUGCACCAUCUGAUUAACAAACCUAAGAACCCC
Fimicolochytrium jonesii is the source of this 1542-nucleotide messenger RNA. RefSeq lists its product as uncharacterized. The record is from RefSeq and is a predicted model, not a curated record. Bases 259 to 1245 code for a protein of 328 amino acids. NCBI's taxonomy places the organism in Eukaryota, Fungi, Chytridiomycota, Chytridiomycetes, Spizellomycetales, Powellomycetaceae. The transcript has 2 exons. Gene Ontology annotation, molecular function: hydrolase activity, acting on ester bonds.